Messenger RNA from Closterium sp. NIES-65, 1317 nucleotides. The record is from the annotation of a GenBank genome assembly. NCBI's taxonomy places the organism in Eukaryota, Viridiplantae, Streptophyta, Zygnematophyceae, Desmidiales, Closteriaceae.
AUGUUGGCGCUGGGCGUGGAGGGGUCGGCGAACAAGCUGGGCGUGGGCGUGGUGCGCAGCGACGGGAGCAUUCUGAGCAACCCGCGCUGCACGUACAUCACGCCGCCCGGCCACGGCUUCCUCCCGCGCGAGACGGCGGCGCACCACCAGCAGAAAAUUCUGCCGCUCGUGGAGCGCGCGCUGCGCGAGGCGGGCAUAACCCCGGGGGACAUAGACUGCCUGUGCUACACCAAGGGGCCGGGCAUGGGCGCCCCUCUGCAGGCCGUUGCCAUCGUCAUCCGCACGCUCGCCCAGCUGUGGAGCAAGCCCAUAGUGCCGGUGAAUCACUGUGUGGCGCACAUAGAGAUGGGGCGCUGUGUGACUGGCGCCCAUGACCCCGUGGUGCUCUACGUCAGCGGAGGCAACACGCAGGUGAUAGCAUACUCAGAGGGGCGCUACCGCAUAUUCGGGGAGACCAUUGACAUCGCCGUGGGCAACUGCCUGGACCGCUUCGCCCGCGUGCUCAACAUCUCCAAUGACCCCAGCCCCGGCUACAACAUCGAGCAGCUGGCGAAGCAAGGGCAGCGCUACGUGGAGCUGCCGUACGUGGUGAAGGGCAUGGACGUGUCAUUCUCGGGCCUCCUCACGGCAGUUGAGGGCCUGGCACAGCGCGUUGCUGCACCGGAUGCCGUGGGGGAGGAUGGCUACACCGCAGCUGACCUCUGCUUCUCCCUGCAGGAAACUAUCUUUGCAAUGCUGGUGGAGACAACCGAGCGGGCCAUGGCACACUGCAACAAGCGAGACGUGCUUAUAGUGGGGGGCGUGGGCUGCAACAUUCGCCUGCAGGAGAUGAUGCAGCAGAUGUGCUUAGAGCGAGGGGGACGGCUCUUUGCCACAGACGACCGGUACUGCAUUGACAACGGCGCCAUGAUCGCUUACACUGGGCUGCUGGCCUUUCAACAUGGCGGGCUCAGCAUGACUGUUCCUGUAGCAGAGUCUACUUGCACUCAGCGGUUUAGAACCGAUGAGGUGGAGGCGGUGUGGAGGGAAGGGGAGGGGAGAAGGGCAGAGGGGGCGGAGGAGGGGUUGGAGGGAGGAAGAGGAGUUGUGGGAGUGGAGGUUGCAGCACGGGAUGGAGAGCGGAAGCAUGGGGCUGAGAAUGGAGAUGCGGUUGGAAUUGGUGGGAAGGGGUGUGCAGGUGAGCAGGAGGGGUUGGGAGUGGUGGAUCAUGUGGCAGGGCAUUUAGAAAAGAAGCUCAAGGCUGGUGGGGAGGAGAGAAGGCAAGAGAGGGAAGAGAAGGCAGCAAAAGAGGAGCCCUCUCUUAUGCUGGUAGGCUGA